AGCACCCAAACCUCCUAAAUGUAUCGGAUGAUACAGUGACGUAACUGAUCAACCCACCUAUGCUUCCCAUAUAAAUACACCAGUAUCUGCUCUCAAGGCUUUGCACUGCAACACUGCUUCCUUCUAACCACCACCACAGCUCAGGAACAGUCAUCCACCACAAGCCGGAACCAUGCAGCAUGCCGAAGCCAAAUUCAACAGAAACAGCCUCUACUUGACUCUGAGACGAUACAGCUCAGCCGUCACUGACAUGGAGCAGACCAUUCUCCUGCCCAGCCUGCUGCGGGACGUGCCCUCCGAUGAGGUGUGGGAUUGUGACGCGGCAGAGGAGUCCUGCAGAGACUUAUAUGACCACUACCUGAUGUUCAAGGCCGUGAGAAACACAGUGGAGAGCGGCUUGAUUUCCAUGGACGACCACAAGGCCAAGAAGCACAUGACUCUCAGCAAGACACUGGAACCUCUCUUGGACACAGACCCUGAAGAUAUCUUCUGCUUCCACCUGAGAGGAUUGUUUUCUGUGAUGAGUGACCUCACCAAGAAGACUCAGAGCCUUACUGAUAAAUACAUGGGCAUUAUUGGAGUGUCUCGCUGAAACAUGAAGGAUAUUUAGACAUUAAGUGCAAUCUUUUGUUAUAAAAGUGUGUAUGUCAAAAGUCUCAGUUCAUAACCCAAUGCUCUGAACUGAAGGAAUGAAAAAUAAACAUGCAUUGCCAAAA
Molecule: messenger RNA, 716 nt
Organism: Notolabrus celidotus (New Zealand spotty)
Lineage: Eukaryota; Metazoa; Chordata; Actinopteri; Labriformes; Labridae
Gene: thrsp
Product: thyroid hormone responsive
Exons: 1
Coding region: 173-592 (139 amino acids)
Biological process (GO): regulation of lipid biosynthetic process
Cellular component (GO): cytosol
Source: RefSeq, a predicted model, not a curated record